AUGCCCGACGUGUUCGCCGUGCCCGUCUUCUUCAUCGUCUUCAGAGAGACCCUGGAAACCACCAUUGUGGUCUCGGUCCUGCUGUCCUUCCUCAGGCAGCAGCUGGGCCCAGAUCGAGACAAGACUGUGUACAAGAAACUGCGCAACCAGAUCUGGUACGGCACCCUGGUAGGCUUCGUCAUAUGUCUGAUCGUGGGCUGCGGAAUGAUCGGGGCAUUUUAUGGCAUUGGGACCAACACCUGGGGGACCACCGAGGACCUCUGGGAGGGCAUCUUCGCUCUGAUUGCCUCCAUCAUCAUUGCAGUCAUGGGUGCUGCACUCUUGCGCGUCUCCAAGAUGCAGGCCAAAUGGAGGGUCAAGCUUGCAAAGGCCCUGGAAGCCAAGGAUAACAGACAUGGCAGACUCGGCAGUCGCCUCAAGGCCUGGGCCGAGAAGUAUGCCAUGUUCCUGCUCCCCUUCAUCACCAUUCUGCGCGAAGGGAUCGAAGCCAUAGUCUUCAUCGGGGGCGUGAGUCUCGGCGUCCAGGCCAGUUCCAUUCCCUUGCCGACAUUCUGCGGCCUCGCUGCCGGUUGUGCGGUGGGGUUCAUUAUAUACAAGGGCGGCAACAUGGCACCCCUGCAGUUUUUUCUCAUUGCCAGCACCUGCUUCCUCUAUCUCGUCGCCGCCGGCCUCUUUUCGCGAAGCAUCUGGUUUUUCGAAAACCACGCGUUUAACCGGGCCACCGGUGGCGAUGCCGCCGAGAACGGCUCCGGGCCAGGCUCCUAUGACAUCCGAUCAAGCGUCUGGCACGUGAACUGCUGCAACCCGCUGCUGAACGGUGGCGGCGGCUGGGGCAUCUUCAAUGCCAUCCUGGGUUGGCAGAACAGCGCCACCUACGGCAGUGUCAUCGGAUACAACGUCUUCUGGAUCGUCGUCAUGGCCGGCCUCGUCCUGUUGAGGUUCAAGGAGACCAAGGGGCAUUACCCCUUGAUGAAAUCCAAGGCUGCUGCCGCUGAUGUUGCAUGCACCGAAGAGAGAACCAGUGACGACGAGUCGAGCGACUCGAGCGGCAUGGGUCCUGUUGAGCACAAGGUCGUCUUGGGAAUCGAUGCCAAACCCAAAGUGCUCGAUAGCCAUGCAUGA
Molecule: messenger RNA, 1122 nt
Organism: Cladophialophora psammophila CBS 110553
Lineage: Eukaryota; Fungi; Ascomycota; Eurotiomycetes; Chaetothyriales; Herpotrichiellaceae
Product: high-affinity iron transporter
Exons: 2
Coding region: 1-1122 (373 amino acids)
Biological process (GO): iron ion transmembrane transport
Cellular component (GO): plasma membrane; high-affinity iron permease complex
Molecular function (GO): ferrous iron transmembrane transporter activity
Source: RefSeq, a predicted model, not a curated record